GCCCCUCCUGCCCCGCUCGGCGGAGGAGGACAAAAACAUUUGGCUAAUGAGUUACGGAGCGCAGCGGGUCCAUCCCUGGGGCGGCCCUGCCAUUGCUCACCACCGUCCCCAAUCAGGGACGGGAGAUUUUGCAAUCAGGGACGUUAUUUCUGUGCAGUUGGAGUUUAAACUUUGCCACUCGGGUCAGGGCAGUACAGAGGAAGAGGAGGAGGUGGCCGGGCUCGGUGUCCGCCCUGCUCCCCUGUGCACCGAAGGGGUUGAGAAGACAGGACGGAUCCGUGGGAGUGGGAUCUCACGCAGCCAUGGCCUCUGGCGUGGACAGCCUUGACAGCCUCGACCUGCUGGACCUCCUCUUUGACCGCCAGGACGGGAUCCUCCGUGGCGUGGAGCUGGGGACGCCACCGGGCACCUGGCACGAGGACAGGCGUGCCCAGGACAGCGAGGACUUCCUCAGCUCCAUCCUGGGCUCUGGGGACUCGGUGUCAGACUCACCCAGCUGGUCCCCGGCUGCCAGUGACAGCGGGGUCUCAGAGGACCCCCCCUCCGACCAACUCGACAGCCCCCCCAGGUGCUUUGACAGGGGUCCCAGCGAGGUCCUGUACCCCUACGCCAACGCCUGCCGAGCUCUGCCCGUCCCAGGGGGGACUGGGGUCCCACAACCCGAUGUCUCCAUCGAUUUGGACAUGUGGCACCCCGGGUUCUUCCUGGAGGAGAGCCAGGACCUGCCCGUGGUCUCCCCACCCCCUGCAUCCUGCACCCUCACCGUCAAGGACCUGCUGCUCUCGGGCAGCUCCGACGCUCAGCCACAGGUGCCCGGGUCCCUGCUGCGGCAGAGCCAGGGGCAGUUCCAGGAGCUGGUGCUAACGGAGGACGAGAAGAAGCUGCUGGCGAAGGAGGGGGUGUCCCUGCCCACCCAGCUUCCCCUCACCAAGUACGAGGAGCGGGUGCUGAAGAAGAUCCGGCGGAAGAUCAGGAACAAGCAGUCGGCUCAGGAGAGCCGCAAGAAGAAGAAGGAGUACAUCGACGGGCUGGAGAGCAGGAUGUCAGCCUGCACCGCCCAGAACCAGGAGCUGCAGAGGAAAGUCCUGCACCUGGAGAAACAGAACUCGUCCCUCCUGGAGCAGCUGAAGAAGCUCCAGGCCCUCGUGGUACAGUCAAGCAACAAGGCAGCGCAAACAGGAACCUGCAUCGCGGUCCUGCUGCUCUCUUUCACACUCAUCGUCUUCCCCUCCAUCAGCCCCUUUGCCCCCAGCAAGGCUGAGGCGAACGGCGACUUCGGACCCGUGCGAGUUUUCUCCAGGUCCCUGCACAACGCGGCCGCGUCCCGCGUGGCUUACACACAGCCCCAGGCUGGGGAUGAGAAGACCCAGGAGCCGCUGUGGUCAGAGCGUCUGGAUGAAGACCCUGAGACCCUGCAUGAAGCCUUCGGUGUCCAUGCCUUCACCCCACGCCCAGACAAAGUCUCCCCCCGUAACGGCACGCAGCCGCUGGCCUCCGAGGGGCUGAGCCACGGGGACGGGGACCAAGGUGACACCAUGUCUGGGGACAGCACCGCGCCGCACCGCGGCCUGGCAUCGCUGGCUUGGACCGAGGGUGGCCACAGCAGGCCCGCGGUGCUGGAGCCGGCCGAGGAGCUUUAAGCAGCACCCAGGGACCACGGGGGAUGCGAUGGGGGUGGUGGCUCCGCACCCCAUCCCCUAUGGGACGAGCCCUGGAGGUGGCCCCUCUCGAAUCUGCCUCCGGGCGCGGGCAGGUGCUGGACCCACUUGGCUUCGCUUGUAUCUGUGAACUGGGAAGAUGAGACCGGUUCCCACUGGCCUUACUGGGAGGGAAGGGGCUGCUCCUGGCCCCUGGGUGCAGCAGGACUUGCAGAAGGGACACAGGGUCACCAAGAUGGGGACGAGGGGCCCUGGGCUGGUUGGCUAUUGAUGUUGUGACUGGUUGGUUUU
This is a messenger RNA of Calidris pugnax (ruff), 1949 nucleotides long. RefSeq names its product cAMP responsive element binding protein 3-like 3 (gene CREB3L3). Gene Ontology annotation, biological process: regulation of transcription by RNA polymerase II. NCBI's taxonomy places the organism in Eukaryota, Metazoa, Chordata, Aves, Charadriiformes, Scolopacidae. Gene Ontology annotation, molecular function: DNA-binding transcription factor activity, RNA polymerase II-specific; RNA polymerase II cis-regulatory region sequence-specific DNA binding. The record is from RefSeq and is a predicted model, not a curated record. Gene Ontology annotation, cellular component: nucleus. The transcript is spliced from 10 exons. Bases 303 to 1640 code for a protein of 445 amino acids.